This is a messenger RNA of Trichosporon asahii var. asahii CBS 2479, 1392 nucleotides long. RefSeq lists its product as uncharacterized. The record is from RefSeq and is a predicted model, not a curated record. The transcript has 2 exons. The coding region runs from base 1 to 1392 and encodes 463 amino acids. NCBI's taxonomy places the organism in Eukaryota, Fungi, Basidiomycota, Tremellomycetes, Trichosporonales, Trichosporonaceae.
AUGGCAUCCAAGAUCGCCAAUUGCGAGCCCCCUGGGCCGCUUGGUUACGACGAGUACUGGCGAGUGGGCGAUUUCAAGCUCAUCACCUCCGACGGGGUGUGCUUCCGCGUCUCCUCCAUUUUCCUGGAUUGCUGGUCCGGUAUGCUGAAUGCUGGUAGCGGCCCCAAGGUCAUUGAACUCGACGAGCCGUCCAUUGCUGUGCACGGCUUCCUGUCUUCCGUCGAGAACCAGCGCCUCGACCAAUUGUGGAUGGAGCAAGACCUGUUCGCACGCGCUGUGUCGGUUCUGUCCUUCAUGGCGCGAUUCGGGUGCGACGCGGUGCUGGAGAUCGCCCUCGCCAGCCUCAAGAGACGCGUUCAGAUCGGCAAGUGGCCGCGCUUCCUCCUCUUCCUCGUCGGGGCCAUCCUUCGCCGCCCGGCGCUGUGUGAGGAGGCCGUGACCCCAUCGCCGGAGUACGUGCCCGACGCAACGUGGGGGACAUUUGCGACGGCCCUUCGUCCGCCCCUUGCCUGUGGUGGUUUGGGUGCGUGCACCUUGGAUUUCCGCGGACACAUCAAGCAGACGCUCGACGCCCUUCCGACCGAGUACCUCUGCGCCCUGGCCGCCUGGGACGCAGCCACUCACAUGCUCGCGACUCGUCUCCCGGAGAGUGUGAAGUUUGGCGAUUACUUGGACAUGUUCCUUGGCAAACCGACGGUCGUCGGUUACACCCAGCGGAGAGCUUACAAGAGCUCGCAAGCCAUGCAACGUCAAAUGCCGAUCAAACCUCGCAAGCACAAUGGUCCCCACGAGAACAUCAGUCCUCGCCAGCACCGCCUCCCCCGCAACACACCUGCGGGCGGCCAGAGCGAUUCUGCGACGGCGUCGGCAGGGCCGUCCCUCGAUCCCAGGCUGUCUCGCAGGCUCGCUCUUACCAAACACAGCAAGAACGCCCGCCAGCAGGUCGUUGAGCCAAUCGUCCUGCUUCAAGUAAGUGUCGUAAACGGGCCCUGCCCCCACCACUCCGACACCUGCGACUCGUACAAGCCGUCCGCCUGCUCCGUCCAACGAGCCGCCGAAGCAGCCGUGCAGUGCGCCGGUCCCCACUGCGCUCAUCAGGCGACCAAGCAGCCCAACGACCACGUCGCUCUGCCGUUCGGCUCUCAGGCUACUCAUCCGGCCACACAGUACGAUGAUCAGCCAGCCACUCAUCAGACUACUCAGCAGCUGGCCACACAGCCGGCCAAGCCGCCCACUCAGCAGCCCAGCAAGGGAUUUGUCGAGCGGGCCAUCGUCCGGUCCAAGAGGCAGCUCUCCAAGCUGAUCGCGAAGAUGUCCUUCACUCCUCGCGUCAAGCAUUCCCACGAGGCAGCUGUCAACCACUCUCUUGAGCAGUCGGACCAAACCACCUAG